This is a messenger RNA of Polyodon spathula (Mississippi paddlefish), 1235 nucleotides long. Its product is annotated as carbohydrate-responsive element-binding protein-like. Gene Ontology annotation, cellular component: nucleus. Lineage: Eukaryota; Metazoa; Chordata; Actinopteri; Acipenseriformes; Polyodontidae. Gene Ontology annotation, biological process: regulation of transcription by RNA polymerase II. The transcript is spliced from 6 exons. Bases 1 to 798 code for a protein of 265 amino acids. The record is from RefSeq and is a predicted model, not a curated record. Gene Ontology annotation, molecular function: DNA-binding transcription factor activity, RNA polymerase II-specific; RNA polymerase II cis-regulatory region sequence-specific DNA binding; protein dimerization activity.
AUGUCUUCCAGGGCAUUUCCUAUUGCUAACCUACUUAAACUCCCUUUAUGGUUUUCUUCAGGGAGUUUCACGAGGAAUGCAGGCCAGCUGUCCCCAACAAAUACCACUGAGACAAUCCCAAGCCCCCAGUCGCCACACUUCACGCCCAGUCAAGGCAAAGGGGAGCACAUCAAGAUUGAGUCGAAAAGGAUCACUCAUAUCUCGGCUGAACAAAAAAGACGAUUUAACAUCAAGAUUGGCUUUGACACUCUGCACAGUCUGGUCACUACAUUGAGCUCACAGCCUAGCACGAAGAUCAGUAAAGCUACGACCCUGCAGAAAACGGCAGAGUACAUUGCGAAGAUGCAGCAGGAGCGCUCUCAGAUGCAGGAGGAGGCGCAACGGCUGAGAGAGGAGAUCCAGGAGCUCAACUCUGACAUCAAUGUUUGUCAGCAGCAGCUCCCAGAGACUGGUGUUCCCAUCACACGGCAACGCUUCGACCACAUGAGGGGCAUGUUUGACGAGUACGUCAGGGAGCAGACACUACACAACUGGAAAUUCUGGAUUUUUAGCAUCCUGGUUCGGCCCCUCUUUGAAUCCUUCAAUGGGAUGGUAUCCACAGCUAGUGUGGAUGACCUGUGCAGGACAACACUGACCUGGCUGGACCAGUACUGCUCCCUGCCUGUCCUGCGGCCAACUGUGCUCAGUUCUCUCCGCCACCUCAGCACUUCCACCUCGAUCCUGAAUGACCCCUCCCUUGUGCCAGAACAGGCCUCCCAGGCUGUGAGCAGGACCAGCCCUAGCAACAACUACUCCUAGCAACAGGAACCCCUAGCAACAUUGUGGAUCUUAUACUAAGAGUGAAACUUGCAAUGCAGCACUUCAGCUGCCAAACUUCUCACUGCAGCAGUAUAAAGCAGAAGGGUAAUGCUAAUGCAUGAUGAGUCAUGCACCAGCUGAUUCCCAGAUUGCUCAAUACAGUAGCUGCGUGGCCAUAGCUCCCUGGGUACCGUCCAUGACCUGUUUUCAUCAAGGUCCAGUGUUUUGAAACUGAAAAGCAGUAAGUUGGUGUUUAUUAGUGAAUUUGUAUUUCAGCUCUCUUGUUGGGAAAACAGAGUCUCCCUACUUUAAUGACUGAUUUAUGUGCAGUUGCAUAUUCACUUUGUGGGGUAGUAACACACCCUGCCUACCACUGUUCAGCCCCAGGUCUCCCUCAAGCAGAGGCUGACAAUAGUGCUGAAUUGAGUGACGUUUCC